This is a messenger RNA of Henningerozyma blattae CBS 6284, 1638 nucleotides long. It is a transcript of the gene POB3, whose product is annotated as FACT complex subunit POB3. The coding region runs from base 1 to 1638 and encodes 545 amino acids. The record is from RefSeq and is a predicted model, not a curated record. Gene Ontology annotation, cellular component: nucleus; FACT complex. Lineage: Eukaryota; Fungi; Ascomycota; Saccharomycetes; Saccharomycetales; Saccharomycetaceae. Gene Ontology annotation, molecular function: histone binding; nucleosome binding; DNA binding. The transcript has a single exon.
AUGAGUACUGAUUUUGAUAGAAUAUAUUUGAACCAAUCUAAAACAAAUGGUAGAUUCCGUAUUGCAGAUUCUGGUUUAGGUUGGAAAGGUAGUUCAAGUGGUGGUUCAGCAUCCAAUCAUGCUAAGGGCCCAUUUCUAUUACCUGCAACUGAAUUAUCAACUGUUCAAUGGAGCAGAGGUUGUAGAGGUUAUGAAUUAAAAAUCAAUACCAAAAAUCAAGGUGUCGUUCAAUUGGAUGGUUUCUCCCAAGAUGAUUUUGAUUUAUUGAAAGGUGACUUUCAUCGUAGAUUUGAUGUUCAAUUAGAACAUAAGGAGCAUUCCUUACGUGGUUGGAAUUGGGGUAAAACUGAUUUAGCUAGAAAUGAAAUGGUUUUCGCUUAUAAUGGUAAGCCAACCUUUGAAAUUCCAUAUAAAAGAAUUAACAACACUAAUUUAACUACAAAAACCGAAGUAGCUAUUGAAUUUGAUAUCCAAAAUGAAGAAUAUCAACCUGCUGGAGAUGAACUAGUUGAAAUGAGAUUUUAUGUUCCUGGUGUUAUGGAAGAUGAAGAAGAUUCUCAAGAAUCUAAACCAAAGGUUGAAGGGGAAGAUGUAGAUGGAGAUGUAGAAAUGGAAAAACCAGCUGUCAAAGAAAAAAGUAUCGCUGAAAAUUUCUAUGAAGAAUUGAAAGAAAAGGCUGAAAUUGGUGAAAUCGCUGGUGCUUCUAUUGUUUCUUUCCAAGAUGUAUUCUUUGCUACUCCAAGAGGUCGUUACGAUAUUGAUGUUUAUAAGAAUUCUAUCAGACUUAGAGGUAAAACUUAUGAAUAUAAAUUACAACAUCGUCAAAUCCAAAGAAUAAUAUCACUUCCUAAAGCUGAUGAUAUCCAUCAUUUGGUUAUCUUAUCUAUCGAACCUCCUCUACGUCAAGGUCAAACUCCAUAUCCAUUUCUAGUAUUACAAUUUCAAAAGGAUGAGGAAACUGAAGUUGAAUUAAACUUGGAAGAUAAAGAAUUUGAAGAAAAUUAUAAGGACAUUCUUAAGAAAUCAUACGAUUCCAAGACACAUAUUGUAAUCAGUCAUGUUUUGAAAGGUUUAACUGGGCGUAAAGUUAUUGUUCCAGGUGAAUAUAUAUCUAAAUAUGAUCAAUGUGCUGUUUCUUGUUCGUAUAAGGCUAAUGAAGGUUAUUUAUAUCCACUUGAUAAUGCAUUCCUGUUCCUAACGAAACCAACUUUAUAUAUUCCGUUUUCUGAUAUUAGUGCUGUAAAUAUUUCAAGGGCUGGUACAUCUUCUACUUCAUCAAGAACUUUUGAUUUGGAAGUUGUUUUAAGAGCUAAUAGAGGUAGUACUACAUUCGGUAAUAUAAGUAAAGAAGAACAGCAAUUGUUGGAAACGUUCUUAAAAUCUAAGAAUUUAAGAGUUAAGAAUGAAGAAAAAGAAGCUCAAACAAGAUUACAAACUGCAUUGGGUUCUGACAGUGAUAAUGAUGAUAUCGAUAUGGGUUCUGCUGGUGAAGAUGAUGAAUCUGCAGAUGAUGAAUUCAAAGCAAGUUCCAGUGAUGAGGAUGUAGCAGAAGAAUUCGAUUCUCAAGCAGAAAUGAGUAGUGAUGAAGAGGAGGGUAGUGGAGAUGAAAGACCUUCAAAGAAGGCCAAAACUGAUUAG